AUGCCAAGUUAUCCAAAACAUCUUAAAACCGGUUCGGAAUGUCCACCAUUGAAAGAAAAUCAAUUACGAUUAUAUAGUAUGCAAUUUUGUCCAUACGCUCAACGUGCUAAACUUGUCUUAGCCGCUAAGAAUAUUCCAUAUGAAGAAAUAAAUGUUGAUCUUGUUGAUAAACCAGAAUGGUAUUUAAAAAAGAAUGCACCUGGACAAGUUCCAGGUUUAGAAUGGAUUGAUCAUGAUUCAAAAGAAACAAAGUUUAUACCUGAAUCACUGAUUGUUAGUGAUUAUCUUGAUGAAACAUAUUCACAAAAUCGUCUUCAACCAACUGAUCCAUAUCUAAAAGCCAAACAUCGUGUUUUAAUUGAUAGAUUUAGCGGUAUUACAACUGCAUUUUAUAAAAUUAUGCAAGGAGAUCAAAAGCAAGGUGUUGAAGAUUUAAAUAAAAAUUUAAAAACAUAUGAAGAAGCACUUACAGCUACAUUUUUUGGUGGAUCAAAACCAGCCAUGAUUGAUUACAUGUUAUGGCCAUGGUUUGAACGACUUCCAUUAUUAAGUGAAGUAGGUUUUGAAUUUAAUUCUGAUGGAAAAUUACCAAAAGUCGCUGCUUGGGUUAACGCAAUGGAAUCAAAUGAAGCUGUUCAAAAAAUUAAAGUUCCUACCGAAUUAUUAAAGAAAUUUACGGAAAGUCGUAAACAAGGAAAACCACAAUUUGAUUUUGAAUAG
This is a messenger RNA of Adineta steineri, 720 nucleotides long. NCBI's taxonomy places the organism in Eukaryota, Metazoa, Rotifera, Eurotatoria, Adinetida, Adinetidae. The record is from the annotation of a GenBank genome assembly.